AUCCGCGCUGUCUCUCUCCCACCACCCUCGCAGCCGCAGCUAACGCCCCGAAGGCCACAGAUUCUCGCUCGCCUUCAUCAUGGCUGACGACAUCGUUAUCGACAAGGCGCUCUUUCACGAGCGUCUCUCGGCCUUCGUUACCAAAUGGAAGGCGGACAAGCGCUCUGGCGACCAGGUCUUCCAGGGUGCGGGCUCAAUCGCGACGGCGGUGGGCAAGGCGAGCGAGCCAGGCAGUUAUCUGAAGCCAGCCGCAUUCCAACUAUGGCUGCUAGGCUACGAGUUCCCCGCGACGCUGUUCGUCCUCACGCCCGACCUUGUCCAGAUCGUCACAACCAAGAAGAAGGCCUCAUACCUGGAGCCUCUGAAGGGUGGCAAGGUCCCCGUUGAGAUCCUCGUGCGCGGCAAGGAUGCGGAGGAGAACAAGAAACAGUUCCAGACGUGCCUGGAGACGAUGAAGAAGGCAGGCAAGAAGGUCGCGGUGCUGAAGAAGGACAGCGCAACCGGCGGCUUUGCGGAGGAGUGGAAAGCGGCGUUUCAGGAGGCAGGCAUCAAGGAGGAAGACCACGUCGAUCUAGCUCCAAUUCUGUCUCAGGCGGCUUUGUCAGUCAAGGACGAGAAAGAACUGCGAAUCAUUCGAGAUGCAUCGCGAGCUUCAAGCGCCCUCAUGACCAGCUACUUCGUCGAAGAAAUGUCCGACAUCCUCGACUCUGAGAAGAAGAUCUCCCACAAAGCCCUCUCCGACAAGGUCGCGAACAAAAUCGACGAUCCCAAGUUCUUCGAGAAGCAGAAGGUUUCUAAGAAUUUCGAUACCAUGCAGUUGGACUGGUGCCUGGCGCCGACCGUGCAGAGUGGUGGAGCUUACGAUUUGAAGUUUGCCGCCGAGCCCGACGACAACAACCUGCACGCAGGCGUCAUCAUCUCCGCCCUCGGCCUCCGCUAUCAGACAUACGGUGCCAUGAUUGGGCGGACAUACAUGGUGGAUCCGAACAGGGAGCAGGAGGCGGCUUACAAGUUCCUCUUGUCAGUACAUGACUUGAUCAUGAAGUCGAUAAAAGACGGUGUUGUGGCCAAGGACGUCUACAGCAAGGCGUUGAACCACAUCAAAACCAAGAAGCCUGAAUUCGAGAAGCACUUCCCCAAGAACGUCGGCUAUGGCAUCGGAACGGAGAACAAGGACGGCACGCUGCUUUUGAGCGGCAAGAAUACACGGGUGCUGAAGGACGGCAUGACGCUUGUCGUCAGCACUGGCUUCCAAGAUCUUGAGAACUCGAAGCCGCAGAACAAGAAGAGCAAGACGUAUUCGCUCGUGUUGGUCGACACGGUGCGUGUGGGCCCCACGGACUGCGCCGUCUUCACCAAGGAUACGCCGUCCGAAUUAGACUCUGUCUCGUUCUUUUUCAACGACGAGGAAGAAGAGGAGACGAAGCCGAAGCCAAAGCGUGAGCGCGCAGGCGCCAUCGCACAGACCAACAUCACCAAGACCCGGACGCGACACGAGCGACCCACCAAUCAGGACGCCGAAAAGGAGGCACUGCGACGGGAGCAUCAGAAAGAGCUCCACCAGAAGAAACAGCAAGCGGGUCUAGAAGCCUACGGCGAGGGCGCGAAAACUCUGAACGGUACCGAGGAGAAGAAGUUCAAGCGGUUCGAGUCGUAUAAGAGGGAUAACCAGCUCCCCUCGUCCGUGGCCGGCUUGGAGAUCGUGGUGGACAAGAAGAAUCUCACAGUCAUCCUGCCCAUCAUGGGCCGUCCCGUACCCUUCCACAUCCACACCAUCAAGAACGCCUCGCACACACCUGAGGCCGAUUUUACAUCUCUCCGUAUCAACUUCCUCUCACCUGGUCAGGGUGUCGGCAGGAAAGACGACCAGCCCUUCGAAGACCCCAACGCACAUUUCAUCCGGAGCUUAACAUUUCGCUCUCAUGACAUUAAUCGCAUCGACCGGAUCACGAAGGAUAUCACCGAUCUCAAGAAAGACGUAGUCCGACGUGAGCAGGAGAAGAAGCAGAUGGAAGACGUUGUUGAGCAGGAUAAGCUUAUUCCUAUCAAGAGCCGGAAACCAUUCGUUCUCGAUCUCAUCUUCCUCCGACCUGCGCUCGACGGCAAACGCAUUCCUGGAAGCGUCGAGAUCCACCAAAACGGUCUCCGGUAUGCGCACGGUGCUGGCGGCGUCAAGGUUGACGUCCUCUUCAGCAACAUGAAGCACCUCUUCUUCCAGCCCUCGCAACACGAACUCAUCGUCAUCAUUCACGUUCACCUGAAGAACCCCAUCAUGCUUGGAAAGAAGAAGACAAAGGACGUCCAGUUCGUCCGUGAGGCAACAGAGAUGCAGUUUGAUGAGACGGGUAACCGCAAGCGACGACACAAGUUCGGCGACGAGGAAGAGUUCGAGCAGGAACAGGAAGAGCGUCGGCGCCGUGCGGCUCUCGACAAGGAGUUCAAGAACUUCGCAGAGAAGAUCGCUGAUGCUGCCCGGAACGAGAAUGUCAGCGUUGACAUCCCGUACCGCGAGCUCGGCUUCAACGGUGUGCCGUCACGGUCCUCCGUUCUCGUCCAACCCACAACCGACUGCCUAGUGCAGCUCACCGAGCCCCCCUUCACCUGCAUCACUCUGUCUGAAAUCGAAAUCGUGCACCUCGAGCGCGUACAGUUCGGUCUCCGCAACUUCGACAUGGUGGUCGUCUUCAAAGACUACAACCGACCGCCCGUCCACAUCAACACCAUCCCCGUCGAAUCACUCGAUCCUGUAAAAGAUUGGCUUGACAGCGUCGACAUCCCCUUCUCUGAGGGUCCGCUCAAUCUCAACUGGGCCACCAUCAUGAAGACCGUCACCCAAGACCCGCACCAGUUCUUCGUCGACGGCGGCUGGUCGUUCUUGUCUACCGAGAGUGACGAUGAAGAUGAAGACGGGGAGGAGGAAGAGUCGGCGUUCGAGGUGUCGGAAAGCGAGCUCGCUGUCUCAGACGAGUCAAGUGGGGAUGAGAGCGACUUUGAUGAGAAUGCAUCCGAUGAGAUGGACGACGAGGGUAGUGAAGACGACUUUAGCGAGGGAGAAGAUUGGGACGAGCUAGAGAAGAAGGCAGCGAGGAAGGAUCGGGAAUCCGGCCUCGUUGUCGAAGACGAGGGCAAGGCCAAAAAGAGGAAGCGGUAAGCGGUGUCGCCACACAGGACAACUUGACGUUUGCUGGGUAAGGAAUGCGAGGUGGUGCGGACUAGCUGACGGUGCUCUGCUUCUCUUUGACGGGAUUUCCAUGUAAAAUUGUCGGCCUCUUUUUGGGCUUUGGAUGCUUACGGCAUAUGGGUCGCGGUAUACCGGGAUGGGAGGCAUCUGGAGUUCUUCUCCCAAUAGCUUACAGCUCCCGUUCAAAAAUCCUAAUGAUUUUGAUUUCAUUG
Molecule: messenger RNA, 3393 nt
Organism: Trematosphaeria pertusa
Lineage: Eukaryota; Fungi; Ascomycota; Dothideomycetes; Pleosporales; Trematosphaeriaceae
Product: SPT16-domain-containing protein
Exons: 5
Coding region: 80-3151 (1023 amino acids)
Biological process (GO): positive regulation of transcription elongation by RNA polymerase II; transcription elongation by RNA polymerase II
Cellular component (GO): FACT complex
Molecular function (GO): nucleosome binding
Source: RefSeq, a predicted model, not a curated record